Closterium sp. Naga37s-1 is the source of this 418-nucleotide messenger RNA. Lineage: Eukaryota; Viridiplantae; Streptophyta; Zygnematophyceae; Desmidiales; Closteriaceae. The record is from the annotation of a GenBank genome assembly.
AUGCCUCGACGGCAGUCCCCCCGGGUACUACCUGCGGCGCGCGCGGCCGUCGCUGAGCCGCUUCUGGCACAUCCACCUGCCGGGCGGCGGGUGGUGCACCACCGAGGAGACGUGCGCGUGGCGCGCCGGGAGGAAGCUGGGGUCGUCGCACCUGUGGCCCCGGGCAAUGAUCACCUCUCAUCUAAAGGGCUCAUGGCAGCUCAGCAGGUGCUAAUAACGGGGGAGUCAGCCGGGGGGCAGGCAGUCGUCAACCUGUGUGACUAUAUCGCAGCCUACCUCUCCUUCGCCACGGUCAAAUGUCUCUCUGACGGGGGCUUUUUCAUUGACACGCCUGACAGGAAGGGGCGUUCCUUUUUCCGAGAGAUAGCAGAGAAUGCGACACAGCUACACCAGAUGUUCAACCCCAAAUGCAAUCAGA